Anopheles maculipalpis is the source of this 1176-nucleotide messenger RNA. It is a transcript of the gene rho-7, whose product is annotated as presenilins-associated rhomboid-like protein, mitochondrial. Gene Ontology annotation, molecular function: serine-type endopeptidase activity. Lineage: Eukaryota; Metazoa; Arthropoda; Insecta; Diptera; Culicidae. The transcript is spliced from 5 exons. The coding region runs from base 19 to 1101 and encodes 360 amino acids. Gene Ontology annotation, cellular component: membrane. The record is from RefSeq and is a predicted model, not a curated record.
CGCAGAAGCAAAGACAAAAUGGCUCUACGAUUGGUGUUGAACUGUCAGCGGAUUCCUUCCGUGUACCGGUAUGGCUCAAUAUUUCAUCAUCCACGGAAAAUACUAAGCAACGUUGGAAGUGACCGGCAGCUAACGAUACUGAGAUACACGAGAAAUGCGCGAAAUACACGGACGGAAUCAUUCGCACCAAAGCAAACGAUCGUACCAACGGAGGUGCAAGGGAUUGCGAUUGAAUCCGGUUAUAUAGAUCCAUCGAAAAUAUGGCGAUCAUUAUUGUUCACUGCCGCGUUCACCACGGGAAGCUUCAUCGGAGUUUCCAUCUGGGAGUACGAAACGAUACGCUCGCGGGCCAUGCAGGCACUGCGAAGUAAGCUGAGCGUCAAUUGGUUCAAGGACCGGAUGAAACAAAAUCGUCAGGAGAUGGAACAGUGGCGCAAAGAUUUGACCGGCUGGUGGAACAAACUGUCCCCCGGCGAGCGGAUAUUUGCACCGAUUUGUGCCCUAAACGUGAUCGUUUACGGUCUGUGGCGGAUACCGAGUCUUGCACCGACGAUGGUGAAAUAUUUCGCUUCAAAUCCUGCAGCAAAAGCGGUUUGUUGGCCAAUGUUCUUGUCCACCUUCAGUCAUUAUUCUUUGUUUCACAUAUUGGCAAACAUGUACGUGUUGCACAGCUUCUCACAUGCGGCCGUUGCCACGCUGGGCAGGGAACAGUUUCUGGGCGUUUAUCUGAGUGCCGGUGUGAUUGCCUCCUUUGCUAGCCAUGUCUUCAAAACGGUCGUACGGCAGCCGGGACUGUCGCUGGGUGCAUCCGGUGCAAUUAUGGGUAUUCUGGCGUACGUGUGCUCUCAGUAUCCGGACACGCAGCUUAGCAUACUGUUCCUGCCGAUGUACACAUUUUCUGCCGGAGCUGCGAUUAAAGUAAUUAUGGGCAUCGAUCUGGCGGGUGUUUUGCUGGGGUGGAGAAUUUUCGACCACGCCGCACAUCUGGGCGGUGCACUGUUUGGUCUUUUUUGGUGCUAUUUCGGUAGUCAGAACGUGUGGCCACUGAGGGAAUACUUUAUCGGCUAUUGGCACGAGAUGAGAGGACCGCCGAAGAAAUGACCCUUACUGCCAACACCGUCGGACAAAAGCGAUGUACGAAAAGACGAAUAAAAUUCGACACAUUUAUUGCUUCAU